UCGCAAGGUGAAUCUCCGCGGCGGCAGCCGGGGCAGGGAGCUCGGCUCGGGCGCUGCCGCCCGCGUCCGGAGCGGCUCCUCCAAGGGCUGCGGAGGAGGAUCCCUCGGCCGCCCCCGGCUUCCCUUCACCCGGAGUGUUUGGAUGCUGUAUGGAGUAAAUGAGCGGUGGGAGAGAGAGAGCACAGAGGCUGAGGGGCGUUCGGAGAUCGGGACCAGGGGAGACAGGCGAGCGGCUGGCUUCCCCCUGCGAGGCUGAACAUGGAUUCCCGAGCUCUCGGGGGCUUCACUUUGCUGGUCUUCAGUUUAUGGCACCUGGGAUUAACUGCAACAAAUUAUAAUUGUGAUGAUGCGUUGAUAUCUCCCUUACCUUCAACAGCCCUUACCAGUUCCUCUGAGCUCUCCAGUACCCACAGUCCCAGCUUUGCAAAGCUCAACAGGCGAGAUGGAGCUGGUGGCUGGUCCCCUCUGGAGUCAAAUGAACAGCAGUGGCUGCAAGUUGAUCUUGGGGACAGAGUGGAGAUUGUCACGGUCGCUACACAGGGCCGGUAUGGGAGCUCAGACUGGGUAACCAGUUACACGGUGAUGUUCAGUGACACCGGACGCAACUGGAAACAGUACAGACAAGAUGACAUCAUCUGGGUUUUCACAGGGAACAGCAAUGCUGACAGUGUGGUUCACCACAAGCUGCUGCACUCCAUGAAAGCUCGCUUCCUGCGCUUCGUCCCUCUGAAGUGGAAUGUUGGUGGGCAGAUAGGGCUGAGAGUUGAGGCAUUCGGCUGCUCCUAUAAGUCAGAUAUUGCAGACUUCGAUGGCAGAAGUUCACUUCUCUACAGGUUCAAUCAGAAGCUUAUGAGCACAUUCAAAGAUGUGGUUUCCUUGAAGUUCAAGAGCAUGCAGGGGGAUGGAGUCUUAUUCCAUGGAGAAGGACAGCGUGGAGACUACAUUACCUUGGAACUUCAGAAAGGGAAGCUCUCCUUGCACAUCAACCUGGGGGACUCCAACCUGCACUUCAGUAACAGCCACACAUCUGUCACCCUGGGCAGCCUCCUGGAUGACCAGCACUGGCACUCGGUUCUCAUAGAACGCUUCAACAAGCAAGUGAACUUCACAGUGGACAAGCACACCCAACAUUUCCGAACGAAGGGGGAUUCAGAUCACUUGGAUAUUGAUUAUGAGCUCAGUUUUGGAGGUAUUCCUGUACCAGGGAAACCAGGAACCUUUCAGAGGAAAAAUUUCCACGGGUGCAUUGAGAACCUUUAUUACAACGGAGUCAAUAUAAUUGACCUGGCAAAAAGGCGCAAACCUCAGAUCUAUACUGUGGGGAACGUGACCUUUUCUUGCUCAGAACCACAAAUUGUUCCCAUUACCUUUGUGAGCACCAGUCGAAGCUACUUGCUACUACCCGGCACUCCUCAAAUUGAUGGUUUGUCAGUCAGCUUCCAGUUUCGAACAUGGAAUAAAGAUGGCUUACUUCUGUUCACCGAGUUGUCUGAAAAUUCAGGACCUCUCCUGGUUUACCUCCACGGUGGGAGAUUGACAUUACUUAUCCAAAAAGAGACUGAGAACCCAGUGGAAAUCAGUGAAGGCACCAAUCUCCACGAUGGGCUUUGGCAUUCUGUUAACAUCAAUGCCAGAAGACAUCGCAUUACCCUGACACUGGAUAACAACGCUGCCACCGCCAGCCAUGCAACCACUGUCUCAAGGAUCUACUCUGGAAACAGCUACUAUUUUGGAGGGUGCCCUGACAAUUUCACUGAUUCCCAGUGUUUAAAUCCCAUUACUGCUUUUCAAGGCUGUAUGAGGCUCAUCUUUAUUGAUAACCAGCCCAAGGACCUCAUUUUAGUUCAGCAAGGCUCCCUGGGGAAUUUUAGUGAUUUACACAUUGAUCUGUGUGGCAUCAAAGACAGGUGUUUACCCAACUACUGUGAACAUGGAGGUAAAUGCUCUCAGUCCUGGACCACCUUUUACUGCGAUUGUAAUAAUACGGGCUACAUGGGAGCGACCUGUCACAACUCUAUCUAUGAACAUUCUUGCGAGGCUUACCGACACCAAGGGAAGACAUCAGGUUUCUUCUACAUCGAUUCUGAUGGAAGUGGACCACUUGGACCACUCCGUGUUUUUUGCAAUAUCACAGAAGAUAAGAUCUGGACUGCAGUACAGCACAACAGCACAGGGCUAACCAGAGUCCAAGGAGCUGACCGGGAGAAGCCGUACACCAUGUCCUUCAACUACAACAGCAGUGCAGAGCAGCUGGAAGCCGUGAUAAGCAGUGCAGAGAACUGUGAGCAGGAGGCAGCCUACCACUGCAAAAAGUCACGUCUCCUGAAUACCCCGAAUGGAAUGCCAUUUGCUUGGUGGGUUGGCCGUGCCAAUGAAAAGCAUCUUUACUGGGGAGGAUCUCUUCCGGGCAUUCAACAAUGUGCAUGUGGACUGGAAGAAAGUUGUCUGGAUAUGAGAUAUUUUUGCAACUGUGACGCAGAUAGAGAAGAAUGGACAAAUGAUACCGGCCUCCUUACUUUCAAAGACCAUUUGCCUGUAACUCAGAUAGUGAUCACUGACACAAACAGAUCAAAUUCUGAGGCUGCUUGGAAAAUCGGCCCUUUGCGUUGCUAUGGAGACAGACAGUUCUGGAACGCUGCUUCCUUCAACACAGAGGCCUCCUAUCUGCACUUCCCCACAUUCCACGCCGAGUUUAGUGCAGACAUCUCCUUCUUCUUCAAAACUACUGCCGUCUCUGGGGUAUUCUUGGAAAACCUUGGGAUUAAAGACUUCAUACGAAUUGAAAUAAGCUCCCCCAAAGAGAUCACCUUCUCCAUAGAUGUCGGGAAUGGCCCCACAGAAGCCACUGUGCAGUCUCCCAGCCCCCUGAAUGACAACCAGUGGCACUACAUCCGAGCAGAGAGGAACCUCAAGCAAACGUCUCUCCAGGUGGACAGCCUCCCCAAGAAGGUCCUGGAGGCACCUACUGAGGGGCACUUUCGCUUGCAGCUCAACAGCCAGUUGUUUGUAGGAGGAACAGCUUCCAGACAGAAGGGCUUUUUGGGAUGCAUUAGAUCUCUGCAUUUAAAUGGACAGAAACUUGACCUUGAAGAGAGAGCUAAAAUGACACCUGGUGUUAAACCUGGAUGUCCAGGGCAUUGCAGCAGUUAUGGUAACCUGUGCCAUAAUGGAGGUAAAUGUGUGGAGAAGUAUACUGGUUACUUCUGUGAUUGUACCAACUCAGCCUAUGAAGGACCUUUCUGCAAGGAAGAGGUUUCUGCAUUAUUUGAAGCCGGCACUUCCGUUACCUAUAUUUUCCAAGAACCUUAUCCUGUCACAAAAAAUGCAAGCACCUCAAGCUCUGCCAUUUAUGUGGAUGCUGUCAUGUCCAAGGAGAAUAUUGCAUUUAGCUUUCUCACAGCACAUACCCCAAGCCUUCUACUGUACAUCAACACCUAUUUUCAUGAAUAUUUGGCCGUGAUUCUCUCCAAGAAUGGAAGUUUACAGGUUCGAUACAAGCUGAGUAAAGAUGGGCUUCUCAUUUUCACCAUUGACUCCGGAAAUUUUGCCAACCGAGAGCUGCAUCAUGUGAAGAUUAACAGAGAAGGCAGAGAGCUCAUCAUUCAGGUUGAUCAAGUUCUCAAACUCAAACACAACUUUUCUGAGAUUGAUUUUAAGGCCAUUAAAUCACUCACCUUGGGCAAGGUCACAGAUAGUUUGUCACUGGACCCUGAAGUCUCAAAGGCAAAUGCCUAUGGUUUCACUGGCUGCUUGUCCUCUGUUCAGUACAACCACAUUGCUCCCCUGAAAGCUGCCUUACGCCAUCCCAGCGUUGCUCCUGUGACUGUCAAAGGUUCCUUGACUGAAUCCAGCUGUGCAUCCAUAAUGGAUGCUGAUGUGAACACAGCAACAACAAUAUAUUCUUCAUCAGAUCCUUUCGGGAAGACAGAUGAAAGAGAACCUCUCACCAAUGCAGUCAGAAGUGAUUCAGCUGUGAUUGGAGGUGUAAUAGCAGUUGUGAUAUUCAUCAUCUUUUGCAUCAUUGCCGUCAUGAGCAGAUUCCUCUAUCAGCACAAACAAGCACAUCGAAGUAGCCAGAAAAAGGAGAAGGAAUACCCAGAAAACCUCGAGAGCAACUUUAAAGCUGACAUUGACUUGCAGAACACAGUGAGCGAGUGCAAACGGGAAUAUUUUAUCUGAUGGACAAUGCAAUUUAUUCUUGCUCUUACUUCCCUAACCUUCCUUUCUUUAUUCCUUUAUUCCUUUCUCCCUUCCUUAUUUUCUUUUUAGAAAUUUUUUUUUAAACGUUCGUUUUUUGCUAUUCCAUUUGGAAAAGACCGCCCUGCACAGGAAACACUGAGAACAAUCACAGUGCCUCAUUCUCUGCACAAGAACCUGGCAAUUACAGUUUACUUCUUCAGCUCAAGAGACCUGUUAUCCCACCCUACACAAAAUAAGAUCCACAUGCACACCUUGUGUCUGCUGUCAGUUCUUGGAUGUUUCGAAGUCCCUACAUUUAUUUGUGUUUUUUUCUCUGGAGCUAUUUAAGUUAUCACUUUUACAGUAGAGCUGGACUAUGUAAAGUACAGGUAAAGUAGUUGAACACAUAGCUCUAGAGGUACUGGGACAGGAUAGAGGGAAAGAAUGAAACCAAAACACUUGAUUUAUUUCAUGGGCUUAUUUACAGCAAUCAUAAAAAACUGGCCAAAUUCUCAAAUGUUAUUAAUUGUUAUAUUGUCUAUUGAUUUAAAUGGUGUUACAUUAAUUUAUACUAGCUGAGAAGCUGGUAUGACGUAAAGGAGAAUAAAACUGUCCUCAUUAAGCUCCUUCCCCCAACCUCCUGUCCUUUUACUGUAACUUUUAGGCUUAUCAGCACUUUUCCAACAAUAUAUGUAUCAAUAAUAAAUGUCAUUCCCAUUCACCUCUUCCACCUCCAUCUUGUAAGGCUGGCUAUGUAGACCCAACAUACUCUAGCAUAACUAGCUGAAGCAUGGAAAAUAGUAGCUUGAAUCUCCAAGGGUUUUAGGAAGCUGCUAGGACUUAGGUGCUCUAUAUUUGUCUGAAAUUUUAGAAAUGCAGCAUAUGCCUGUUCAUGCUAUAUGGAGGAUUAUCAUGCACUUAAGUUAAACACUGUUGCUGCUGUGGAAAAAAAGAAAUAUAUAGAUGAGAAAAACAAAAAUAGUUUACUCUUAAACAUGAUACACACCUUCUGCAAGUUCUUUUAAAAAAAGAAAAAAUAAAUCCAAAUACUCAAAAAAACCCUCCGAAAACUGCAUGUAACAUUGAUUGGUAUAUCUUGUUUGUAGAAGCUGGAAUACCUUCUCCAAAGAUAAAUAGAUCCGAUAUUGAACAACCGUGUUUACAAGUAACAUUAGGGAAACAAAAAAGAUCCCAAAUACUCGUACUUCAAAUUAAUCUUCUCUUCUUUUUUCCAAAGUCUUCUGUCCUUUCCUGAUUGGGAACAAUACUGAAGACUUGAAUUCCACCCAUAUUACUUGUGCUGCAUAGUUACAAUGUGAGGCUUAAAAACCAUUUUUUCAGCCACAGACAUCCUAAGGGUCAGAAAAUGGAAGAGUCCCAACAAGGCAGGUUUGCACACUGUAUUGUUUCCAUGUGACAUCUGUCUUCUCAGGGCUUCUAAAGAGCAUGUAGAAUUUGCAUUAGGACUUGAAGGUUUCUGACAGUAGUUGAAUGGAGCCUACAGUUAAGGGAAAAAAAAAACCUUAUUCAUUGCAGUACUCUUAAUAAGAAUUAAUUCAAGACAAUUAAUUGUACAGCUGAAUCUCUUUCUUUGCCCUACACCCUUGUGCAAUCAUCCUGGGGUUUCCACAUGAGGGUCCUUUUUACAUAAAAUGAAAGAAUCACAGUAUGAGGUAAUAAGCCACAGCAAGCUAGAGAUGAGUUUACCCAUGCAACAGAUAGUAUUUUUCUAGGCAGUGAAUUUCAAAGGUAAGUAGCUGUUUAUUUGGGGGAUUUUUAUGAGGAGAGAGAGCAGGCAAGGAAGAAUAAAUAAGUGACAGUUUGGAUAUGGUGGUUCUUCAUCACUUCUUUGGAACAUCCAGUGAAGAGAAAGCAAUCUUAGAAUUAUAUCAUUCUCAUGCGAAGAGGAAUAUGUGAAACCACCUCUUAACUGAGCAAUUUCAUGAAGCCAUUUAUAUUGAAAUUACUAUUAGUGCUGUUCUUCCUCAGUCAUAGUCAACAAUAGCCCUUUUGCCACAUGCUGGCUGAUUCAUGUGAUUACUGAGAGUGUUUCUGUGUGAUGAGCUGUGUAAUAAUGGAUUCGUGACCCUGAGAUUAUCUCAGCUGGUUAGACCGUGGUGCUAAUAAUGCCAAAGUCGUGGGUUUGUAUCCCUGUGUGGGCCAUUCACUUGAGAAUAGGACUGGUGAUCCUUGUGGGUCCCUUCCAACUCAGAAUAAUCUGUGAUCUGUGAUUAGCUGAGCUCCCUUUACGUUUCUUUAUUUUUGCAGUAAAAUCCUGGCAAAGAAAUUAUUUUUAUUUCUUCCUUUCCCCAGAUAAAGCCUCUUUGUUUGACAUGGCAGGAGGGAAGGAAUAAGAGAGCUUAUGGGCUCCUGUUUGGGUCCAUGUUUGAGUCAUCUUCUCUGAAAUGGCCUGUGUAUGAGACAUCUCUGAACUCCUAACGUGCUUAAUUGACUUUAUGAAGAAUGGAACAGGAAGAAGGGGAAUGCCCCCAAUUGUGUAUUUUUCUCUAGAUGAACUAGCAGAUGCAAAACAUCCUUCUGUUUUUCUACAUGUUAGUUUUCAGGAACAAAACUACUACAGAGUGCUGCAACAGUAAAGUGAAAAGCAGCUCCAGCAGCAGAGUAGCUGGAGAAGGGAGACUGAGCAAUGAAGCAGUCCUCUCAUUCCUAAAGUAACUAAAUUACUUUCAGUCAUCAUAAGACCUGAUUCUGCAAGAAGCUGAACUUCCUCAAGGAGGAUCAAGUUCUCAUUACCAAAGGUAGACAUUAGUGUUGCUGCAAACGUUUCAGAUACAGCUCAGUGGCUCAGUCCCAGGCCAGAGGGCAAGUGUAGUGGCAAUGCUCUGUGCCAGCCCACAUCUGGCAAAACACUGUCAAGUGGUUAAUUUGUCCAUUUUUCCUUAUCCUCCUUUAAUGUAGCCCAGGCUGGUAAAACUCUUUGAAAACUUACCUUUGGUGUGCAUCUGUAAAAAGAAAGAACUGCACAUAUAUAAAUGCUUACAUGAGUAUACAGAGACGUGCAUCUAUACCUAUGGAUGUGCUUAUAUGGGAAUAUUCUUAUGCUACAGGACUGAACCAAUGAACACAUUUGUAUGGACUUCUAAAUCAGGAUGCCAAAAUUCUUCUUAUUAAAAGGUAGCUAAAAGAUACUAUAUGAAGUACCCUAAUACUAACUCCUUUUUUGGUUUUUUUAUUGUUUUGUUCUAAUGCUUUCUUUACUGAGGGCAUAAUUGGAUUUCCUUCAGUACCAGUUAAAGAAAAUUAAUAAUAUUUUUUUAUAAAAAAGAAGAAAUACAAUUUCUUUCAUUUUCCACAGUUCAAAUUAGACCUUUUCCCCAUUUAUUAAAAACCAUCUCUGUUAUUUUGGUUAAAAUUUCUCUUUAGAUGGGGUAGUUUUUCUUUUAGCUAUUAUUCUAGAUAACAUUUUUAAGUAAACAUAAAAUAAUAAUUUUUAUACAUAAAAUGUCGUGUUUCAUUUCAGUGGAAAAGAACUGUUGGAACAUUGUUUGGGUUUUCUUCCUUAUCCUAAAAUGAGUUUCAUAAUAAAAGUAAGGGACUGGUAGAAGCAUACUAAGUCUCUUUUUUUUCUUUUGGUGAUACGAUAUGUAACCUGUGAAAAUUAUUACUGCUAGGCAGGGAUUUUUAGACUGUGAAAUUACUAAGUAUCUUAGAUAUGGAUUUAGGCUCUGCAAAUUCUUGUUUUCUGGAAAAGACUUGGCCAAUAACUGCCAUGCUUAUAAAGAUAUUUAGUCAUGCAGUCUGAGUUGGAUGCCUGGAAGGACUGUCUGAGAAUCCCAGUGCCUGGCUAUAGAAAACAAAGCAAAGCUGUCUGUUGGAAAGCUAAAUCCAACUAACUUUCAGUGUGACAUAGGCUGCCACCUGGGUGAAGGGUGGGCUUUCAAAGGAAUUUGAUGUGAGGUGGAUGUGGGUGGAUCAAUGCUUAAGUAAGUUACUGCAGAAGAUGAGCAUUUAACUCAAAUUAAUUCCAGCUCAAUUUCUGCUUCUACCUUCCUGUGAAAUGUUUUAAUAUACAACAAGAGAUUUAAAUACCUUUGAAAAUUGAAUCCCAUUUCUCUUCUGGAAAUAAAAUAUUGGUCCUCAGUAAGUCACCUAUGUAACUGGCAGUUAGUAUUUCAUCUGUCCUUAUUUACUUACUAGAGACAAGACAGUGUGAGUGUUUUGGGUAAAUUUUUUACAUGUACACUUUUUUAGUUUUUCUUGGUUUUGCCAUGGCUCAGCACAAAGCCAAACAAAAGACACAGCUUUAACUUACAUUGGCUAAACCAGAAUUCUUAUCUGGGUGAAUAUAACUGUAAAAACCAGACAUAUGGAGUUGUACUGUUAUCAAAUUGUGUUCAGUCAUGAGAUGCCCCUGAUACUUAAGUUAAAACUGAUAGCCAAAUUACAACCAUAGGACAUUUUCUCUCUGCUUUAUUUUAACCUGAUAUAGUUAGACUUAAUUCAUCCUAUUUAUCAAUUGCCCAAUUUUUACAGUGUGAGACAAAUCCUUAUUUUAAUGAGAUCUUUGAGUAUAUUAGGAUUUAGCUGAUCACAUGUUUCACAUAUUGGGUGAGGAGCAAUCAAUACAUCAUAUUGUUUCACUAUGGUGAGCGGUUAUGAAUCUUCUCCUAAUGAAGUCAGCUAUUGAUUUUGCUGAACAUAAGAUUGAGUCCUAGACCUAUGAAAGCACUUGGAUAUUGCUUUUGUCUGAGUCUUUUGGGUUUGUUUCAUUUUGCAUUUGGUUUUACCUGCUACUUGUUUUACACUUGUCAUCCAGUUCAGUCCAGCCCUAUGGUCAACGAAGACAGGGCAAAUGUUUCAAACAUCCUUUAAGAUUAAAUGAAUCACUAGAGAUGCAUCUUUCUCUCAAUUGAUGAUAGAGACAGGGUAUUCUCCUGGCAAUAGGUUAGCUACUUCUAGCAGAAUUUGCUUACAUAUUGGAAUUUUACACUAGCUUUGCAGAUCCAGUAGACACAUCUGCACAGAUCUUAUAAGUGACUUGGAUUUUUUUUUUACUGAGGUGACAACUGGGUCAAGGAAGGACACCUCUUUGCAUCUAAAAUUAUACUAGAUAUCUCUGCCUAGUAAAUGCAUUCAUCUACUUGUAGCCAAAUUCAAGAAAAUCAAGUGUCAAAAUACCUAUUGGAGCCAGUGAUGAUCCGAUCAGUAAUAUAUGGGGCUUGGAAGAGGUUUAUUCUCCUUCCAGUGUAUUCUAAAUCCAAGAUCCAUUUUUUGCCUCAUGUGGGAGCUUUGACAGAUAGAAUACAUGUAGACAGAUCCACACAUCUCCUAAUCUAAAGCUAACUCAGCCCCUUCAGGUGACUUUCUAGUCCUGAAUGUCUGGUGCCGUUUGAGAGGAACUAGGGUAUCUCUGCAGUUCCAGUAAGGAGUCAUGUCUCCUGUCUGUCACAUCGUGCAUCUGUUAGCCCCAAGCAGAUAUGUCUGAUACCUGUUGGCUUUGCAAAUUAUAGUAAGUGCCCAUCCAGAACUCCUAAGCUCUUGAUGAGCUGAAUCUCUUAAAAGAAAAAAAAAAAUCCCAUCUUCAGAACAAAAUCAACUUCCUUUUCAUCAGUGUAAGCCAAGUAGUUGACGUGUGUCCUCCACAUCAACAAGAGUGUAGAGGAGGCAGAACUUGAUCCCUUUUGCUCCACCAUCUCAUGCCAUCACUGUCUAUCGAUGUCACCUACACAAAGCUUACCCUAAACAAGAUCAGAGUCAAGUAUUGUUCUGCACUGCCAGUUUUUCACAGAUAAAGAGUUUUUUUUAUUUUUCAGAAAGCACACUUAGUAAAAGACUCAAGCAAAGUGUGAGACCUUGUGAGGCUCUAAGACAAGUGCUAUUUCAAAGCUUUUAUGUGAUUUUUUAAUACCUACUUACCAACAAGCCAAGUGAUAUAGCUACAUCCCUGUCAAACCAGGGGCCUUAUCCAGAGUCUUUAGAGGUUGGUGAGAGACCUCUUGGUGACCUCUUGCACCAUGCCCUUGAAGAUUUUGGGGGUUUUGUUCACAAGUUACUAUCACAGCUUCAAAGCAUGAUUUGUUCCCUGCACUUUACUGCACUUCCUUUCCCAAUGAAAAGUUCUUCAUGUCCUCUUUUGGUGUGGGCGGCCCCCUCCUCUGUGCUCCUUUUGUACAUGAAACUUCUAACGGCACUGUUCUUUUGGGUCUGGAGUAGCUUUUUUCUUUUAUUGUUUAUUUUGAGUCAUGCAUAUAGGAGCUUGGAUAUAUUAAUGUAUUGGUACUUAUUUUUGUGAUCUUUUGCACUAAGUUACUCUGACAAAAAACAAAAA
Corapipo altera (White-ruffed manakin) is the source of this 10468-nucleotide messenger RNA. RefSeq names its product contactin associated protein like 5 (gene CNTNAP5). The transcript is spliced from 24 exons. The record is from RefSeq and is a predicted model, not a curated record. NCBI's taxonomy places the organism in Eukaryota, Metazoa, Chordata, Aves, Passeriformes, Pipridae. Bases 259 to 4179 code for a protein of 1306 amino acids.